CCUGGUGAGCGCAGCUCCAGCCCCGGGGUUACCGGGCCUGGGGUCCUUGGGGGGUCGGGGAACGAGGGCCACACCUCUGCGCAGCGCCCGCCUUGCGCAGCGCCCGAUGCCCGUGCCCGCCUGACGGUGGCAGCAUGGCAGGGGCAGCGGGCUGCGGCGAGGGGAAGAUCGCGGGGCUCUACGACCUGGAGCGGACGCUGGGCAAGGGCCACUUCGCGGUGGUGAAGCUGGCACGCCACGUCUUCACCGGGCAGCAGGUGGCCGUCAAAGUGAUCGACAAGAGCAAGCUGGCGGGGGAGGCGGCCGGGCAGCUGCUGCAGGAGGUGCGCUGCAUGAAGCUGGUGCAGCACCCCAACGUGGUGCGCCUCUACGAGGUGAUCGACACCCACACCAAGCUCUACCUCAUCCUGGAGCUGGGCGACGGCGGGGACAUGUUCGACCACAUCAUGCGCCACGAGGGCGGGCUGGCAGAGCCUCGGGCCAAGGACUACUUCGCCCAGAUCGUCCAUGCCAUCUCCUACUGCCACAAGCUCCACGUGGUGCACCGCGACCUCAAGCCCGAGAACGUGGUCUUCUUCCAGGAGCAGGGGGUGGUCAAGCUCACCGACUUCGGCUUCAGCAACCGCUUCCAGCCCGGCAAGAUGCUCACCACCAGCUGUGGCUCGCUGGCCUACUCGGCACCCGAGAUCCUGCUGGGGGAUGAGUACGAUGCCCCUGCUGUCGACAUCUGGAGCCUGGGGGUCAUCCUCUACAUGCUGGUGUGUGGCCACCCCCCCUUCCAGGAGGCCAACGACAGCGAGACCCUCACCAUGAUCAUGGACUGCCGCUACACUGUGCCCCCCCACGUCUCGGCACAGUGCGCGGACCUCAUCUCCAGGAUGCUGCAGCGGGACCCAAAGCAGCGAGCGUCGCUGGAGCAGAUCGAGGGCCACGCCUGGCUGCAGGGGGUGGACCCAUCCCCCGCCAGCCGCUGCCUGCUGCCCCUCACCUCCCACAAGCGGGUGUCGGAGGAGGAGCACGAAAUCAUCCUGCAGGCCAUGGUGUGCGGGAACAUCGCGGACCGGGACGCCAUCCAGGAGGCGCUGGAGGCUGAUCGCUACAACCACAUCACGGCCACCUACUUCCUGCUGGCCGAGAGGAUGCUGCGGGAGAAGCAGGAGCAGCAGGGGCACCGCCUCAGCCUCGUCUACAACCUGGCCCAGGAGGUGCAGAGCAGGACCAACCUAUCGGACACGUUCAGCCCGGCGGGCAGUGCCAGCGGCCUCUUGCCCUUCAAAGAGGCUCCAGGUGGCCUCGCCGCGGGCUCCCGCCUGUCCCCUCUGCCCGCCAGAGCGGACGAUGGCAGCCGGCAGCCCCCCCGCACCCUGCUGAAGGUCCCCGCUGUUGACACCACCAUCACCAAGAGCACCCCGGCCCUGCAGCAGAUCUGCGAGGAGGAAGAGGAGGAGGAGGAUGAGGAAGAAGGGAGGCCCAGUGCCAUGGAGAGGAAGAGCAGCUCCCUGAACCAGGAGCAGAUGAGAGCCUUCCUGUGCUCCCGCCGCCUGCCCGGCCGCGGGGAGGUGUGGGGGCCGGGGGCCGAGCUGGGCAGCCAGGGUGGGCGCCCAGGGGCUGCCUGGGCUGGCAAGGGGGCCAGCGGGGGCUGGGGUCCCCUGGCGCUGCGGAGGGAGGGAGCGGAGUCCGCAGGGAGGGCGGAGGAGGAGGAGACGGAGCCCGAGGGCUGCUCGGCGCAGUCCCGCAGGGAAGGAGGAGCCCUCCCCUCGCUGCCGGGCAGCUGUGCCAGGGCCCCCGCGGGGCCGGGGGCAGAAACCAGCCCCGCAGACAAGCCCCCAGCGCAGGAGGCACCCACCAGCCCGGGCCGCCGGGCAGCGGGCAGCUUAGGGGGCACCGAGGGGGGUGUGGAGAACGGGAUCAAGCUGGACCCGGGCAAGGCGAAGGGCAGCAGCCUGCGUGCCAGGCUCCUGCAGUUCCCCCUCUGCGAGAAGGCUCUAGCCUUCCGCCUGCGCCCCGGCCCCAAGGAGAGCCUCCUCUCCCUCGGCCAGUUCAACUGCUGCCAUGUCAUUUAACCCCGGGGGGGCCCGCGGGCUGCCCACUGCCCUGCAGCGGCCGUGGGGGUGGUGGGCACGGUGCCCCUGCUUCACCACCCGCGGUGGUGGUGCCUGCUAACCCCAUCACUAACGCCCACCCCAGGCACCCACCGCGGCGGUGGUGAGGAGGAUGAGGUGGGCUGGGGUCUGUCCCCCCAGCCCCGCGGCUGCCAGGGCAGCUGUGUUGGCCCUGCCAGGGCUGGGGGGGAGGCCAGGAGGGAACUUUGGUUUUGGUUUGGUUGUUUUGUUUUUUUUUUUUAACUACUAGAAAUAAUUUUUUAAAUAGUCUAUUUUAAUGUAAGUCAACAGAGAUUGCUAUAACCCCCCCCCCGGACCCAGCCCCCCACCCCCGACCCGACCCUUCCCCCCCACAGCGUG
Molecule: messenger RNA, 2462 nt
Organism: Pogoniulus pusillus (Red-fronted tinkerbird)
Lineage: Eukaryota; Metazoa; Chordata; Aves; Piciformes; Lybiidae
Gene: SNRK
Product: SNF related kinase
Exons: 6
Coding region: 135-2063 (642 amino acids)
Biological process (GO): intracellular signal transduction; protein phosphorylation
Cellular component (GO): cytoplasm
Molecular function (GO): protein serine/threonine kinase activity; ATP binding
Source: RefSeq, a predicted model, not a curated record